Cebus imitator (Panamanian white-faced capuchin) is the source of this 1573-nucleotide messenger RNA. RefSeq names its product XK related 4 (gene XKR4). The annotation marks the transcript as partial. The transcript has 2 exons. Gene Ontology annotation, biological process: phosphatidylserine exposure on apoptotic cell surface; apoptotic process involved in development; engulfment of apoptotic cell. Gene Ontology annotation, cellular component: plasma membrane. Lineage: Eukaryota; Metazoa; Chordata; Mammalia; Primates; Cebidae. The record is from RefSeq and is a predicted model, not a curated record.
AGAUAUUUCCACACAAUAUACUUAGGUAUUCGAAGCCGACAGAGUGGGGAGAAUGACAGAUGGAGGUUUUACUGGAAAAUGGUAUAUGAGUAUGCGGAUGUGAGUAUGCUGCAUUUGCUAGCCACCUUUCUGGAAAGUGCUCCACAGCUGGUCCUGCAGCUCUGCAUUAUCGUACAGACUCAUAGCUUACAGGCCCUCCAAGGUUUCACAGCGGCAGCCUCCCUCGUGUCCUUGGCCUGGGCCUUGGCCUCCUACCAGAAGGCCCUACGGGACUCUCGAGAUGACAAGAAGCCCAUCAGCUACAUGGCCGUCAUCAUCCAGUUCUGCUGGCACUUUUUCACCAUCGCCGCCAGGGUCAUCACGUUUGCCCUCUUUGCCUCGGUUUUCCAGCUGUACUUUGGGAUCUUCAUCGUCCUUCACUGGUGCAUCAUGACCUUCUGGAUCGUCCACUGUGAGACAGAAUUCUGUAUCACCAAAUGGGAAGAGAUUGUGUUCGACAUGGUGGUGGGGAUUAUCUAUAUCUUCAGUUGGUUCAAUGUCAAGGAGGGCAGGACACGCUGCAGGUUAUUCAUUUACUAUUUUGUGAUCCUUUUGGAAAAUACGGCCUUGAGUGCCCUCUGGUACCUCUAUAAGGCUCCCCAGAUUGCAGACGCAUUUGCCAUCCCAGCGCUGUGUGUGGUGUUCAGCAGCUUUUUAACUGGCGUUGUGUUUAUGCUGAUGUAUUAUGCCUUCUUUCAUCCCAAUGGACCCAGAUUCGGGCAGUCACCAAGUUGUGCUUGUGAGGACCCAGCCGCUGCCUUCACUUUGCCCCCAGAAAUGGCCACAAGCACCCUACGGUCAAUCUCCAACAACCGCAGUGUUGUCAGCGACCGCGAUCAGAAAUUCGCAGAGCGGGAUGGGUGUGUACCCGUCUUUCAGGUGAGGCCCACUGCCCCAUCCACCCCAUCAUCUCGCCCACCACGGAUUGAAGAAUCAGUCAUUAAAAUUGACUUGUUCAGGAAUAGGUACCCAGCAUGGGAGAGACAUGUGUUGGACCGAAGCCUCCGAAAGGCUAUUUUAGCCUUUGAAUGUUCCCCAUCUCCUCCGAGGCUGCAGUAUAAAGACGAUGCCCUUAUUCAGGAGCGGUUGGAGUACGAAACCACUUUAUAAAGCAAAAGGAGUUGCAGGAGCCACAACAUCCAGAUAAAGGGGUGACAGCGGGGCUGUGGCAGUAAGGACACUUCAUCCUAGAGCAGGGCAGUGAGCUAUGAAGUUCCUAGUGUGACCGUCAUCACCAUUAUCAUUUGAUCCUGUCGACUGGGAGCGGCUGGCCUCCUUCCAAAGCAGCUGCGCCCAAGAGUCUCUGAUUCCACCUGAAAGAAUGUCGCUGCCUUAUAGGACUGUCCAUCAAUACCAGACUCCUCCUGCACGGUCUUGGGGUGCACCCACCAGACGGUACUAUUAUUAUGGAAAAUUUUGUCUUCAAUCAUUAGGGUGUCUUGAUGGUGUUAACUUAUCUUUCCAUAAAAAUAGAUCCAGUCUAGCCGGGCAUGGUGGCAUGCGCCUGUAAUCCCAGCUACUCUGGAGGCUGAGG